AUGACCGAAGAUAUUAUAAUGACGAGACAUUUAAAUGGUACUGCCACCAACGCCAACAUUACGACAGAGACAACAAUGGAAAAGAGAAAAGAACCUAUAGAAGAGCUUAUUCCCGCCGAACCAACUGACGAAGUACACCACGACCAAGGCUCCGACGGAAAGAAGAAAGAGAAAACAAGAAUGAUGAUAACCCUAAAGAUCAAACACCGGGAUGUUGCCAUAAUCGUGAUUAUGAUUACGCGUUCCCCCCAGAGGUCAUCGAUCAUCAUAGAUUCCAAGAGAACCAGUCAAAAAGUGUAUCCUUUGCUUAUGUUUCUGGAUAGACAUCAAGGUAGUGGAACAUCGUCAAUAAUUGAAGAGGAGGAUGGUGGAUUUCCAAACUCAGUAACACCUAAAGCUAGCGACCUAAUGCUUGAAAGCCUUCGUCUUUAUAAAAGUGAGGAUGAGUUCGAUUCAAUCGAUCUAGGAGAACCCACCUGCAAUGGCAUGACAGCUUUGAUGUGA
Messenger RNA from Acaulospora morrowiae, 504 nucleotides. Lineage: Eukaryota; Fungi; Glomeromycota; Glomeromycetes; Diversisporales; Acaulosporaceae. The record is from the annotation of a GenBank genome assembly.